AGGAAGGGGAUGGGGUGCGAGGACGGUAACGCCAUUUUCGCAAAGCCUUAUUAGACCUACCUAACUGAGAUAUUAGCGCUAGUUCACUUAAAUUAAAUGUUGGCUAUUUAACUUGAAAUAUCAUUGAUCAUAUGCGAAAAUAUCACAGUUGUUUUGCAAUUUGAGAUGGUGCAGCGAUAAGCAGUCAGAGCCGUGACAGCUAGCUGCCUACACCGCAUAACAUUUGGUUUAGCCACUCCGGUGUUGCUACACAGUAUACAUCUUCCGACGGUCAUUCAGGAACUGAGGAAGAACAUCGCAAGAACGAGAGAAGAGUUUGUAAGAUUAGCUUAGAGAGGUUUAUGGUCUAACCAAAAAGUUAACAUUUGUUAUUUCAAAGAUAUAUUGUACAUCAUUUUCGUGUUUUGGAUCCGAAACUGUAUUAACUCGGACUAACGCCUCGCAGUGGUGUUGGGCUUAGGACAGCGGAUGUCCAACAGGCGACAGAACGGAUGCGUGAGAACAUGUCCACCAUGGUGUGUGUGAAGGCGGAGGAUGACCCUGGGGAGAAGCUGUCCCAGGAUGAGAUUAUCUCCAGGACCAAGCAGGUGAUCCAGGGCCUGGAAGCACUGAAGCAGGAGCACAACUCCAUCCUGGAGGGUUUGCUAGGCACACUGCACUGCAUGAAACAAGAUGACCAGGGGGUCCUAGUGGAGGAGAAGUCCCUCAUGAUCCGCAAGUCCCUGGAGAUGCUGGAGUUGGGCCUGAGCGAGGCACAGGUGAUGAUGGCGCUGUCGGGCCACUUAAGCUCGGUGGAGUCGGAGAAGCAGAAGCUGCGCGCCCAGGUGAGGAGGCUGUGCCAGGAGAACCAGUGGCUGAGGGACGAGCUGGCAGGCACCCAGCAGAAGCUGCAGAAGAGCGAGCAGAGUGUGGCCCAGCUUGAGGAAGAGAAGAAACACCUGGAGUUCAUGAACCAGCUCAAGAAGUAUGAUGAGGACCUGUCACCAUCAGAGGAGAAGGACUCUGACUCCAGUAAAGAGAAUCUGGAUGAUCUAUUCCCUGACGAUCAGGAUGAACAACCACCUGGUAUCCAGCAGCCCCAGAGCAGUGCAGCGGCUGCGGCCCAGCAGGGAGGCUAUGAGAUCCCGGCCCGUCUGAGGACCCUCCACAACCUGGUGAUCCAGUACGCCUCCCAGGGGCGCUACGAGGUGGCCGUGCCCCUUUGCAAACAGGCCCUGGAGGACCUGGAGAAGACCUCCGGCCACGACCACCCUGACGUGGCAACCAUGCUCAACAUCCUGGCCCUGGUCUACAGGGACCAGAACAAAUACAAAGAGGCGGCUAACCUACUGAAUGACGCUCUGGCCAUCAGGGAGAAGACUCUGGGCAGGGACCAUCCAGCAGUGGCUGCUACACUCAACAACCUGGCUGUGCUUUAUGGGAAACGGGGCAAGUACAAGGAGGCAGAGCCACUCUGCAAGCGGGCCCUGGAGAUCCGGGAGAAGGUGUUGGGUAAAGACCACCCUGACGUGGCCAAGCAGCUGAACAACCUGGCCCUGCUGUGUCAGAACCAGGGCAAGUACGAGGAGGUGGAGUACUACUACCAGAGGGCCCUGGAGAUCUACCAGACCCAGUUAGGCCCUGAUGACCCCAAUGUGGCCAAAACCAAGAACAACCUGGCUUCCUGUUACCUGAAGCAGGGGAAGUUCAAGCUGGCUGAAACUCUGUACAAAGAGAUCCUUACCCGCGCACACGAGAGGGAGUUUGGCUCCGUAGACGAUGAGAACAAACCUAUUUGGAUGCAUGCGGAGGAGAGAGAGGAACAGAGCAAGGGAAAGCAGACGGAAGGCUCGUCGUUUGGAGAAUAUGGAGGCUGGUACAAGGCCUGUAAAGUAGACAGCCCCACAGUGACCACCACCCUGAAGAACCUGGGCGCCCUCUACAGGCGGCAGGGCAAACAUGAGGCAGCAGAGACACUAGAGGAGGCAGCCAGGCGCUCCAGAAAACAGGGUCUGGACACGGUGCACAAGCAGCGUGUAGCGGACGUCCUAAGCGAACCAGAGGGCCGGGAGAAGCAGCGGAGCCGCGAGAGCCUGACCUCUGACACCACGGUGAAGUACGAGAGCAGCCCGGACGGGGGCGAGGAAGUGAGUAUGAGCGUGGAGUGGAACGGGGAUGGUUCUGGUUCUCUGAAGCGGAGCGGUUCCUUCAGCAAACUCCGCGCUUCUAUUCGCCGCAGCAGCGAGAAACUGGUCCGCAAGCUGAAGGGAGCUGGCUCUCGAGAGAGUGAGCCCAAAAACCCUGGCAUGAAGCGAGCCAGCUCACUGGGUGUUCUAAACAUGGCGGACAAGGCUGCUGGAGACCUCUACCAAGUAAGGAGCCCAACUGUGUCUCUACAGCUGUCACAUCCCUCAGUCUUUCCCCCUUUUGUUCAAGGUCUCUCUACCCCUUCACCUCCUCACUCUUCAAUGCCCCCAUCCAUGUGGUCCUCUCAGUGGUCACUAAUGUAAUGUCAUGCUUAUGUGUGGUAACAUCUCAUUGUGUUCACUAAUCUAUAACCACUUGGUCAGAAAUCGAAAUAGUAAUGUGCUAUGUAACUGUAGGAUAUAACACCAUUCAACAGUUUCAAGGCUGCGUUGUUUGAAGAAAACUAAGUGAACGAGAGAUUAUAGUCUGCAACCGGAUGUUCAGUGUAUAACAUGCAUCACUGUACUGUGGGAACAUUCUACAUGAUGGUGAUUCUGGUUCUGCCAACACGUACGGUAAUGGUGUAACUCCAGAAUAUCUUAUGGCCCCCAUCGCUGUCACUGAACUGGAAAUAUAUUGGCAUAAAAUCUCAUUAAUAUUCUAUAACGCAUGUCUCAAAUUACACAACAACCAACAACCAUGAACCUUUUGUGUCCUUAUUCCAUAUUCUAGAAAAACAAUGUAAAUGUGAAAAAUGUUUUGCCUGUGAUGUUCUUUAGUUGAUAUUAUUCUCUUCAGGUCUUCCUAUUCUAAACUAAAUUCCCUUUCUGCUGCCUUCUCUAGGAGCGAAAUAAUCAUCUGAGAAAGAGUCGUGACCUGAGUGCCAGUCACACUGACCUGGCACAUUGAAGGUUGGAACUCAGAAUAUCCUGGUGGAGGGGUGGCAGAGGUCAUGGGGCCAGUCUCCACCACUUACCUAUCCAUCUGCCUCUCAAAUAUCACCACGUAUAGCUGAGUGAAACAAUACACCCUCUACGUUAGACCAAGUAGAUCCUACCUAAACCAUACUCAACUGUCCAUCGGCUCACUGUACAGAUAGCAUACUAGUACAUAGGGUUAACAAUCUCUGCACUUAAAUCUUGUCGCUGGUUGUCUUAGACGGUGGUUUCAUAGAAGUUUUUUUUUUUUUAUCUUAAUAUAUAUUUAGCUUAUAUUAGGUAUAAUGAAGUUCAAGUGUAUAAUGUUAAGUGUAAAUAUGUGUGUGUAUCGUAAAAUACCGUCUAUAUUAUUUAGCUGAGUGCGCAUAAGAUACCAUUCAAGGUGUGUGUUGACUUCCUACCUUCCCUACACUGAUCUAAGGAGAAGAGUAGAUCAUUUAGUUGUCACUUGAAUGGAAUAUGUGAGAAGUUCAGCACGUUCUCUGAGAGUUCUUCUCACCCCCUUUAUGUCCACAUGUAUGUAUGUAUGUAUGUAUGUAUGUUUCUAUUGAUGUGCUUGUGUACAUUUUGUUUACAUUUGGGUUGUGUACAUUAUGGUUGAUAUUAUUUCCUACGCUGCUCUAGGGGAAAGUUUUAUUUCUUGGGUUUAGAGGUCUUGAAACUGAUCGUUCUGCCUCCUAGUUUCAUUACAUUUCUGCAAUUGGAAAGACUGCUUCCAUGUAUAUGAAGUUACGAGACAGGAUUUUUGUGUUGGCACAUGAAGUAUAUCCGAUUGAUUUCUCAGGAUUGUCAAAGAACAGACGACAGCUAGCAAUGCUAGUUUUGAUAUACACUGACUGCACUAGAUAAUUAACAAAAUAACCUGUUACAAUCAAAUGCAAUUUCCAGUAAUAGAAAAAUGUUUUUACUUUCUGGAACAAAAACAUUGUUUACAAAUUCGUACCAGUCUGUUACUGUAUAAUAAGUGAUAAGUGUAAAACUAUGAAUGAAAAGUGAAAUUAAGCUUAAAAGACUUGGACUUUAUUAGAUUGAAUAUCCAACACAAACAGUGAACCACAUUUUCCAGGUAAUCAAUAAUAGGACAAUUUUUUUUGCUGGCACCAGAUUAAAACAUUGUUGCUUUUAAAAUGUUUAAAUUAGUGGUUGGAAAUGUUUAUGGAGUGUGUCUUGCAGCAGGUCCACAGACAUGACCCCACAGAUCCCUGAUAUCCCUGGUUUAGGUUUCUUGUUGUGUGCAGUGUGUUAAUGUUCAUUCUUGAAGAAUAUAACAAUUAAAUGCUUAAUGAGCAUAGCUCAACUUUCAUACCGCAUCAAAAGUUUAAAUACAAGCUUAUUUUACUACUACGUUUAAGGUGUUAACAAACACUAUACCAUUGAAAGUGUAAUAUAUAUGUUUUCAUAGGUCAGUGCUUGCAUCUGUAGCUCUAGGAAUUAGAGUGUUCAUACUUUCCAUCUUUUCACUAAAACACAGGCUUGGUGGCUGCUGUGUUAUUGUCUCAAUUAAAGAUUCUACCUUGAAAUGGAAAAACAUUACACCAAGGAACAGGCCCAACUUUAAUAAUAAGCAAGACCUCAAAAGUGGAGUUAGCCACAGAUUAGUGAGACUGACUCCCUGAAAUGCUUUGUGAACUUUUAGUAAGGUUGUGCUAGUUUCCUGUACAUUAUAAUGCAGUUUGCUAAAAAGAAGUGGCUCAUGCUAAAUCAAACAUACAAACAAGCAUAUGAAUAAUUUGAAUGACUAGAUUAACCUUACGUUACAGAUUAGAUCAUUCUCCUAUAAAAUUGUAGUAACGUGUGCUUGUCAGGACUGAGUACAAAAUGAUUUGACUCACGCACUUGUAGCCUUAUGUUUGAAGUUUCUGUUUGACUGUUGAUCAGUUUGUCAAUUGUGAACUUGUUUUAUGUGUUCCCCAUUUUAUUUUUGCUCAGCUUAAUAUGGAAAUGAAUCAGUGUCCAGUGGAUUAAAAUGGCACAUACAUUCACAUAACUAGACACGAUUUAUCCAGGACAAAAAACAUUAUACGGAUUGGUUUGAGGAUGUGUUCUGUUCUUUUUUUUCUUCAUUUUUUUUUUUUACUGAAAUUAUGAAAUCCCUCUAAUAUUCCAGCCCUUUAAUUCAAAUUAUACAACAGUCAUUUUGUUUUCAAUGAUGGCGAUUAAGUGAAUCUAUGAAUCGUGUUCCUGUGUUAGCUCAAAAGCCAGUGUGCUUAAUGUUCUGAAACUAAUUAGAAGAGCAGUGGUACUCUAGUCACUGUUGAAGUGGUGCACGGAUUCUUAUGGAGGAAACCACUGAUACGUGUUAAACUGCUAUUGUGUAUAACGGUCAAUGCUUCCAUUUUGUUCCUUUGUUUUAGUAAGUGCACUUUUUUUGGUUAGGGUUCAGGCCACAUGUGUUUGUUUGAGGAGUCCAAUAGGAUCACAAUUGGUAACUACACAAACUCCCAGCCCCUCUUCCCAAGCUGCCUGCUGUGCUGGCUGAAUCUCCCUUUUUGUCUGAACUGUGGUGAAGCGUUUGUCCUACAAAGAGAUAUUGUAUGGUAUAAAUAAAAUUAUACAUGUUUAUUCA
Esox lucius (northern pike) is the source of this 5670-nucleotide messenger RNA. RefSeq names its product kinesin light chain 1a (gene klc1a). Bases 492 to 2489 code for a protein of 665 amino acids. The transcript has 15 exons. Lineage: Eukaryota; Metazoa; Chordata; Actinopteri; Esociformes; Esocidae. Gene Ontology annotation, biological process: axo-dendritic transport. The record is from RefSeq and is a predicted model, not a curated record. Gene Ontology annotation, molecular function: kinesin binding. Gene Ontology annotation, cellular component: cytoplasm; kinesin complex; membrane-bounded organelle.